AUGUCUAUUAUACUGCUUAUUUUACUUAUUGGCCUACAUUUGACGUCGGCAGGGCCAAUUGACCAUUGGUCUGUUGGAAAUAUUAUUAUUUCCAAGCCGGAUAUACGUUUUCGUGUAGAUAUUUAUUCUCCUACCACGCCUGGCUCAUAUCCGGUAUUGAUUUUUCUCCCAGGUUUAGCUGGUCUAGUACCAUCAACAUUUUACACAUCACUGGUAACAGCGAUCGCUGAACAGAAUGUUAUUCUCGUUGGCAUAUCGAAAAUCGAAAACAUUAAACCAGAAAAAAUGUCAGUUCACAUUGAUAAUUUUCUCGCAUGGGCGAUUAAACCAAAAGAUGGGAUUACUCGUCUAUUCGCCGAACAUAAACAAGUUCGAGAAGUACACGCAAAUCUGGAACGGCUCGCUUUUCUUACGCACUCAUCGGCUGCGCAUUCGCUCGGUCAAUAUAUGAAUAGCACGUGUGGUCCUAUUAAAUUGAUUAUCAUGAUGAAUCCUGUCGAUGGAAUUGAUCCAUUCGGUAUCGUACAAGAUUUCAUCACACAUCCUCCGACACCUCUUCCAUUCCGAACACCAGCUUUGAUCAUUUCAGCUGGCUUAGACAGUGUCUCAAUCGGCCAGAAAUCUCCUGCCUGUGCACCAAAUAAUAUUAGUAACGAUCGAUGGUAUCGGUCCCUAUAUGGACCAACAUUUCUCAUCAAUAUCACCGACUAUGGUCAUGCUGACAACCUCGACGAACCGUAUCACGAAGCAAGCAAGAUAAUGUGUAAACCAUGCACAGGCUCUCUGUGUCAUUUCGCUCAAUAUAAACUCGACGAAGCCACAUUAAUCACAUCGUUCAUUCGUGCUAUAUUCGAUCGUGAUCUUCGACAACUAAACAUUAUCCAAAAUCCUCAAAGUGCUGUUCAAAGUCAUGUUUCAAAUAAAUACGAUUUGCAUGGUUAUGAUUACACAUCUGGAGGACCUGGUGGUUUUUGCACGCGUGAUUAA
Molecule: messenger RNA, 987 nt
Organism: Adineta ricciae
Lineage: Eukaryota; Metazoa; Rotifera; Eurotatoria; Adinetida; Adinetidae
Source: the annotation of a GenBank genome assembly